Molecule: messenger RNA, 591 nt
Organism: Pogonomyrmex barbatus (red harvester ant)
Lineage: Eukaryota; Metazoa; Arthropoda; Insecta; Hymenoptera; Formicidae
Product: selenoprotein M-like
Cellular component (GO): endoplasmic reticulum lumen
Molecular function (GO): oxidoreductase activity
Source: RefSeq, a predicted model, not a curated record
AAUAAAAUUCAUUUUAAUGUUCGUUUAUGCAGUACCGCAAGCAGAGCAUCCAAAGCUUCCGAGAUAGUUGCAUAAAUGAGAUACAUCCCUGCGUAAACGAACGAUGAACUGCGCUGCAGUCACUUUCGCAGAUGGAGUAAACGAACGACAUCUGCGGUAGUGACUGCAUAAACAAAUAUACCCAUAGUUCUCGUGAUCCCUCGCAUCCAUUGGUUGCGGUUAGCAGAGAAAGUAGAUCAGUGAGCGCUCAGUGAUUUUUCAACUUACGAUUCAUAAAUUUGAAAACUUGAGAACGAUCUGAUUUCACUAGGUUCACUUCAGUUCAGUUUAGUGUAGUCUCAAUACAGUAAAAAAGAAGAUAAAUCUUUGUUUUGGAAUAAAAAUGGCACCUAUCACAGUUAUUAAUUAUUUCUUUAUAUUUGUGUUCGUACUCUGUUGCAUUUCUAUUGUGGAUUCUGCAGAUGAUUAUUAUGUAUCUGCGAGAGUUGAGAGCUGUAGCGGCUGUUCUCUCAACCGAUUGUUAGACAUCAAACAAUUCAUCUUCGAGGAUUUACCAUUAUAGUAUCCUUUACAAUAAUUAUAUACUUUACA